AUGAAAACAACACAAUGUUCUUCAUGCGGUGGUGUAGCAAUUGGAACAGACUCGACGCUUGGUUCGACCUUUUGCAUGGACUGUGGCACCGUUCUCGAAGAGAGCAACAUUGUUGCUGAAAUCGCGUUCCUCGAGACUAGCUCUGGCGCUGCCGCCGUAUCUGGGUCUCUUGUUGCACGCAAUGCCACGGCAAGCAGAAUCAGCGGCCCAGCAGGUCGAUCAAGCGGAAUGGAAUCCUCCGAAAUAACAAAACAACGAAGUCUUGCCCUUCUCCGAAACUACCAGCAGCCCUUUGCACUCCCAGACUCUGUGAUUUCGACUGCCGAGCGACAUUUGACACUCGCAUACCAAUAUUCAUUCACAAAGGGACGCCAUAUAGAGCACAUCAUUGCCGUAUGCUUGUAUAUGGGCUGUCUAGAGCAAAAGACUAGCCAUAUGCUCAUCGACUUUGCUGAUAUCCUACGGAUCAAUGUAUACGCACUUGGAUCCACGUACCUGAAAUGGCUUCGCACCCUCGGCUGGAAGCCUCCAUUGCUCGAGCCCUCCAUAUUUAUCACCCGCUUCGUAGCACUCCUCGAGUUUGGCGAAGACGAGCGCAAAGUCGCUGAUGACGCGAACCGGAUUGCCACGCGCUUCAAAGACGACUGGAUCCACGAAGGCCGACGUACAGCAGGCAUCUGUGGUGCCGCCAUUUACCUCGCUGCUCAGAUGAACAACUACCGGCGCUCGAUCCAGGAGAUUAUGCAAGUCGUCAAGAUUGCAGACACUACUAUUAUCAAGCGACUCGAAGAGUUUAGCGCCACGGCAUCUGCAAAUUUGACAGUUGGCGACUUUCGCGUUACGGAACAUCCAACAGAGGCCGCUGACCCACCGGCGUUUACGCGUGCUCGACAAAUUGAACACGAUUUGGCUCUGGGCCGUGGUUCAAAGCGCAAACGAAGGAAGCGGUCUCGCAAGGAGAUGGAGGAAGACGACGCAGAUACUGUUGUCUCAAGUCAGCCUGAUGGAAGCCGUGCACGUUCUCAAUCAAUGGACCCGAAUGGGGCCCAGUUGGACGAUUCUAUGCCGGCGCCGGAAUCUCCUACCAAUGAGAGGACGCCAGAGCUGGUGGCCGACGAGGUGCUGGGCCGUGGUAUAUUUGAGGAUAUCCCGGCAGAGAACCCCAAGACUGACCUCGCAACCCUCAACGACGAAGGUUCAGGAGAAGUAAAGGACGAUGACAAAGUGGACGACAAGGAUAAGGAAAACAGUGAACAGGUCAGGAGAAAAGUCAUUGCCGACAUGAUUGCACUCGACCCUUCACAUGUGCAAGAAGUACAGCAGAUCCUGGAGAGCGAGGCCGGGCAAGAGGCUUUGGCCCUUGUGCGAUCUACGAACAAUGCCGAGCGAGGAGAAGAUGAUGAUGAUGCUCUUAUGGAAGAAGAUGAUUUGACCGGUCUCGACGAAGAAGAACUCGACGCGUACAUCUGUGGAGAAGACGAAGCGCAAAUGAGAGAGCGCGUCUGGACGGAGCUGAACCUCGAUUACCUACGAAGGCUUGCUGCGAAACGUAUCCGUGACCAAUCUGGAGAGGAUCCAAGGCCGAAGAAGCACAAGCGCAAAUCCAAGCCGAAGCAGUCGUUUACGCCGGGCAAAACCGCGUUUGAAUCCGUCCGGGCGAUGGCUCAGGGUAACCGAACGUUCAGCAAGCGCAUUAAUUACAAUCUCUUGAAAGAAACAUUCGACGAAAACAAGGAAAACGAAGAUGGGGAGGAAGAUGUCGAAGAUUUCAAAGAGGACGAAAAGGCGCAGGACGAUCCGCUGGCGACUGACCUCAAGGAGUGGACGAGACGCAUGGGUCAUGAUGGCGUUGAUGAAGACGAGUAUGGAGACUACUAUGAGCAAGAGGCCUAG
This is a messenger RNA of Serendipita indica DSM 11827, 1893 nucleotides long. The record is from the annotation of a GenBank genome assembly. Lineage: Eukaryota; Fungi; Basidiomycota; Agaricomycetes; Sebacinales; Serendipitaceae.